GGCGUUGUAAGUUUGGAGGCAAUCUCACAGAAAGAAUCCACCACCUUUCGCUCUCUUCCUCUCUGAGCAAUCUGACAAACUCCUCCGACCCGGCCGUUGCCUUCGCCUCCCUCCCGGGGGACGUCGACGACGGCCCACCGGCCACUAUGAUUCUCUCUAGAGAUCCCGCCGCCAUCUUCAGCGGCGGCGGUAUCAGCUUUCUCACUGGUGAUCAAAACGCAAGAUUCAGCUAUGGGUAUUCCAGUUUCAAGGGUAAAAGGCCUUCCAUGGAGGAUUUCUACGAGACUAGAAUAUCAGAGGUUGAUGGUCAUAUGGUAGCCUUCUUUGGUGUUUUUGAUGGUCAUGGAGGUUCAAGAACCGCGGAAUACCUCAAAAACAAUCUUUUCAAGAAUUUAAGUAGCCACCCAGAUUUCAUCAAAGAUACAAAGUCAGCCAUUGCUGAAGUAUUUAGAAAGACUGAUGCUGAUUAUCUCAAUGAAGAGAAAGGUCAGGCAAGAGAUGCUGGCUCAACUGCCUCAACUGCUGUACUCGUUGGUGACCGGAUGCUUGUUGCAAAUGUGGGAGAUUCUAGAGUGGUUGCUUGUAGAGCUGGUUCAGCUAUCCCACUGUCCACUGAUCACAAACCUGAUAGAUCUGAUGAACGCCAAAGGAUUGAAGAUGCUGGAGGUUUCGUUAUUUGGGCAGGAACCUGGCGGGUUGGUGGUGUUCUUGCUGUUUCUCGUGCAUUUGGGGAUAAACUUCUUAAGGCAUAUGUUGUUGCCGAUCCAGAAAUUCAGGAAGAAGAAAUUGAUGGUGUAGAUUUUAUAAUUAUUGCAAGUGAUGGACUUUGGAAUGUCUUCUCAAAUAAGGAGGCCGUGGCUAUAGUGCAGGACAUUAUGGAUGCAGAAGCAGCAUCAAGAAAACUUAUACAUGAGGCUUAUGCACGAGGGAGCUCUGACAACAUUACUUGCAUUGUAGUCCGAUUCAAGAACUCAUGAGAACAUGUCGAGGUAAGGGGCUGGAGAAUGGGGAAACUGCAAUAUUUGCUUGAAGUUAGUAUAACAGUUGAGUUGUCCAAGUUAUGGGUCCUACUAAGGGCCUUAGUCUGUGUCGUGAUUAUUGGCUUUGUUGCAUCCAUAUAAUUCUAAUCUGCUCUGAAAAUGCAAGCUUGGUUUACUGGUUUGUUAUCAACACAUCCUCAUAACUGUAUAAACCAACUGUUGUGCAUUUGGGUAUUUGACAUCCCCAAUUCUCCUUUCA
Vitis riparia (riverbank grape) is the source of this 1239-nucleotide messenger RNA. Its product is annotated as probable protein phosphatase 2C 11. Lineage: Eukaryota; Viridiplantae; Streptophyta; Magnoliopsida; Vitales; Vitaceae. The transcript is spliced from 9 exons. Gene Ontology annotation, molecular function: protein serine/threonine phosphatase activity; cation binding. Gene Ontology annotation, biological process: protein dephosphorylation. The coding region runs from base 147 to 977 and encodes 276 amino acids. Gene Ontology annotation, cellular component: cytosol; nucleus. The record is from RefSeq and is a predicted model, not a curated record.